UCCUGGGAUCAUUUGCGGACCCGUACAGAACUUGUUGUCACACUACAGGUUGAUGUUGCGUGGAACUUACCCGCACCAUCGUUACAAAACGGACAACUUGUACGAUUCAUCCCGGAGGGGGGGAACUCCCACAUGAAAAGGUAGAGGAUGCUUUUCCUCUACUUUGGGAGUGUAAAUGAAGGAUUUUCGUCUCACUUGGGGUGUUCAGGACGACAUGCCAGCAUUUUUAGCCAUAAAAGUGUCUUUUGGGGUGUACUGGAAGGAAUAUAAUAUUAAAAAUCUGCUCUUAUUUCCGUUUUUAAUCUGGAUUUCCGACUGUCUCUCAAGUCCGGUCUACUAUCGCGGGCUCCUUUCCUGAACAGCAGCUGUUAAUCGAUGCUAAUCCGUUUUAAGUGGUAUCUUUUAGUAGGGUCUGGAUGGGGUAAACUGACAACUGACUAAUGGCGAAAAAAAUAACUGACACCUGGCAAAUACCCGAAAAUUUAACUGACAACUGACGAAAGGUUUUAGCCAUUGUUAUUCGUUUGAAAGUCACUGAAAAUAACUUUUUUUGGGAGGAAAUAUUAUUACUUUAACCUUGGUAGUUUAAAACUAUAACCUCUUAAUAAUUAGCAUGGUCCGUGUGUUGACUGACCACAGCAAAUUAGCAAACCCUUUACUUCUUGGUGUUGUGGAAACUAUUAUUACUUAGUUAUUGUGUUUUGCUUUUGGGUAUUGUUUGUCGUCUUUUGAAUCUUUAUUUGUUUCACAACAUUUGGUGAUCACACGCAGCACCAAGUCACUACAUUUGCUACCGUUACUUCUGAAAAUGUAUGUUGACUAGCAUACGAAACGUCAAGCUCAGUGUUAUAACUGAUGCGUUGGAAUACAAUGUUUAUCACCGCUGUUUGUGUUAAAUCUUAAUCAUUUUGUCUAGUUGUGUUGUGACGGUUCUUGGGCGAGUAACAGACGUAAUACCAUUUAGCUGUUUCUGUUACAGAAACCAAAGUUUAAGAGCUUCGGGCUUAUUCCAUCAAAGGGCCACUUUUUAGUUUCCCCAAUGUUGUGUAUAAAUACAUUACAAUUCAGUGCAUAGCACAUGAAGUACAUCGUCCAGACCAUCGUACGUCCAGGACAUGUCCAGGUGGAUCGCCGCUGACCAGUAACUCGAACCCUCGGACAACGGAUUCUCCAAUGAUUACCGAAGUUUAUGUCAGAACCCGCUUUUUCCGAAAAGGUUUUUCAGUCUCAUCAUGGCUUAUGUCGCAAGAACAGGAACGAAAAUAUCUCAUUCUCUCCUUCAUGGUUCCGCUGGUCGUAGUGUUCCGUUGAAGAAAGGACAAGAGCUAAGAACUCUUCCAUCAUUAAGCACUUUGUCGUUCAGUGUCAACAGUCACGCUGCAAAAGAGCCUAUCAAGACAAUAUCAGAUAUGCCAGGACCUAUCAGCCUUCCGAUCAUAGGGACAGCUUGGAAAUUCUUCGCUAGCGCGAAAGGCGAAUCCCUUGGAAAGCGAGUUCUGAAAGUACAAGAAGAAAAUGCGAACAAAUAUGGUAGAAUAUUCCGAUCGCAAUUACCCGGGGUUACGAUUAUUUCUCUCUCAGACCCCGCAGAUGUAGCGAAAGUUUUGCGAUCCGAGCCAAAGUACCCUCAACGACGUCAGUUCCCCGUUCUCGACUACUACCGCGAAAAACGACAAAAGGUUCCUGGCGUUUUCUUCUUGGAUGGUCCUGAGUGGUACAAGCAUCGAAGUGUGCUAAGUAAGCGAAUGCUUCGACCCAAACAAGUAACUGACUACGCUUCGGCCUUCAACGAAAUCGUAACAGAUUUUAUUCACAGACUGCGAACUGUUCGAGAACCUAGUGGCUCAGAGAAAGAAAACGAAGUCUGUGCUCUCGACAAGGAGCUCUUCAAAUGGUCAUUUGAGUCUGUCGCAGUCAUGUUGUUCGACAAAAGGUUUGGUUGUCUUGAGCCCGAAGUAAACAAAGAAGCACAGACCUUUAUAACAGCUGUGGGAAAUAUUCUGCACAAUGUAAUGGCGAUAGGUUUUCUGCCGACCUGGUUCUACAAGAUUUACGAAACCCAGCAGUUUAAAACAUUUUUUUCAAGUUUUGACACGAUGUACGAAUACGCUGAAUUGUUUAUCCAGACAAGGAUUAACGAGCUUGAAGAACAACAAAGGAACCAGUCAAGCGAUCCAUCAGAACCUUCUGAGAGAGACAAAGCGGGUUUCUUUGAGUUUCUCCUGUCAAGUGGAAAGCUGACUAAAGAUGAUUUACUUGCAAGCGUGAUUGAUGUUCUGUUUGCUGGGGUUGACACAACUUCCAACACGAUGCAGUGGGUGUUGUACAUGAUGGCGAAAAAUCCUGACAAGCAAGACAUCCUGCGACAAGAAGUAUUAUCAGUGCUUGGGGAUACAACAUUGGCGACACCGACGACUCUGGCGCAAAUGCCUUACCUGAAAGCCUGGGUACGGGAAACGCUGCGGCUCUAUCCAGUCCUUUGUGCUAUUCCUCGAAGGCCGCCUAAGGAUAUCAUUUUAAGUGGAUACCUCAUUCCUGGGGGUGUGGCCCAAGUCGAGUUUCUUACUCAUGUCAUGGGCCGAAAUGAGAAACUUUUCGAAGAUGCCGAAGCGUUUAGACCCGAAAGAUGGCUGCGCAAGAGAGACGGCGUUCCAACCGACACCGCCAAAGCUUUCUCUUCUAUUCCGUUUGGAUUUGGAACCCGAAUGUGUAUUGGCCGUCGUAUCGCUGAGUUGGAGCUUCAUCUUUUAUUGGCCAGAAUCGUGCAACAAUUUGAGAUUUCUUAUCCUUCUGAUGCGGAGAAUGUUGAGCCAUUUGUUCGAGGGGUUACGAUUCCUGACAGAGCUGUGAGAGCGAAGUUUGUAGACAGACAAUAAAGAACUGAACAGAAUUGAAGUAGAAGGCAUUUAAAAAGUGGAACUAGUAACAUGUUCGUCUCAUUUCGGACAAGUAAACCUUAAAAUAUCAAAUUAGUAAAUAUAGUAAAACACUAAAAAAGGUGACUCCAAAGUAAGAGAAUUCAAAGAUAUUUAGAAUGGAAUAUAAUGUAUCGAAUUCCGAAAUAUAGGAACAUGCAUGUACCAAAUCAGGGCCGUGCAUAUCAGGGGGACAGGGGAGGCAGUUGCCACCGCCAGGAAAACUUAAUGUUUUUUAUUCUUUUUUCUAACAUAGUGUUUGAUUUUGCUGGGCUAUUUCUUGUAGCUAUAUUGGUCCGAAAUCUCAAGAAAACCGACUAAUUCACUAAAAAAUCCUCCUUCAAUGUAAAUUCCAAAUAAUUAUUUUGGAAAAUCUUUUGAGGCAAAAGCCAGCUCUCAAUUUACCCUCGUACCCAGCGUCUUUGUUCCCUUAGACCAGUGGUCAGAAACAAUCAUUUUGUCAAGCCAGCAUGCACAGUAAGGAAUGAAGACUCGAGGUACAAGACGUUCUCGUCCCCAGAGGCCGCGCUCCUUUUGGUCAGCACCAGGAAUCGCGACCUCUGGCCUUACCCUCUGGCCGGGUCCAACACCGGAAGUCCGCGAUUCACGGACUUCCCAUCACUCUACUCAUGCUCAG
Orbicella faveolata is the source of this 3552-nucleotide messenger RNA. Its product is annotated as cytochrome P450 27C1-like. The record is from RefSeq and is a predicted model, not a curated record. NCBI's taxonomy places the organism in Eukaryota, Metazoa, Cnidaria, Anthozoa, Scleractinia, Merulinidae.